Fundulus heteroclitus (mummichog) is the source of this 2029-nucleotide messenger RNA. RefSeq names its product steroid sulfatase (microsomal), isozyme S (gene sts). NCBI's taxonomy places the organism in Eukaryota, Metazoa, Chordata, Actinopteri, Cyprinodontiformes, Fundulidae. Gene Ontology annotation, molecular function: arylsulfatase activity. The record is from RefSeq and is a predicted model, not a curated record.
AACUUCAAGGGACACCACUUUACUGUCACCCAGCCUGCUUCACUUCCUGCUUCGUUACUGUGUGUGUGACUGAAAACAGAGCUGUGGUUCUUCUAUUGGAUAAAAUGAGGCCUGCUUUGAUGCCACACCCUUAUCUGCUGCUGCUGUUGCUCUUGGCGGGGAAAUCUGUCCUGCUACAGGAAAACAUCAAGCCCAAUUUUAUCCUGAUGAUGCUAGAUGAUCUUGGAAUUGGAGAUGUGGGCUGUUAUGGUAAUGCAACACUAAGGACCACCAAUAUUGACCGGUUAGCGCAGGAAGGGGUGAAGCUGACUCACCACAUUGCUGCUGCAAGCCUUUGCACUCCGAGCCGAGCAGCAUUCCUCACAGGACGGUACCCAAUAAGAUCAGGAUUAGUUGGUCAUUUAAGACCAGGGGUCUUUUUAUUCAAUGCAGCAUCCGGAGGUCUACCUACUCAUGAAGUUACCUUUGCUAAAAUUGCUAAGCAACAGGGCUACAAGACCGCUCUUAUAGGGAAAUGGCACCUUGGACUUAACUGUAAAAGUAGCGACGAUCAUUGCCACCACCCUAGCAACCAUGGCUUUGAUUACUUCUUCGGCAUCCCAUUAACCAACCUGCGAGACUGUCGACCUGGUCACGGCACCGUUUUCCAAAUCCAUAAAUAUUUACCAUAUGGUUCACUGGGAGCAGUGUUGUUGAGUGCAGCGGUUCUCCACUGGAGCGGCCUCAUCGCUUUACGCAGAGUGCUGAUCUUAGGCCUGCUGUUGACGCUGGGCGUGGUCACUCUGCUGAUAGCAGGAUUUGUCAAAAUCAUCCCGUACUUGAACUGCAUUCUCUUCAGAGAUCACAGCAUCGUGGAGCAGCCGUUCAAUUCUGAAAACCUCACGCAGAAAAUGACUCAGGAGGGGGUGGGAUUCAUUGAGCGAAACUCCGCUAGGCCCUUCCUGUUGUUUUUGUCCUACCUGCAAGUACACACAGCCAUAUUUGCUUCUGCGGCGUUUAAAGGAACAAGCAGCCAUGGGGUCUACGGAGAUGCUGUUCAUGAAGUGGACUGGAGUGUUGGCCAGAUCCUGCAGACGCUAGACAGGCUCAGGUUGAGAGAAAACACACUGCUUUACCUGACUUCAGACCAGGGGGCUCAUCUGGAGGAACUGUCUUCUGAAGGCGAGGUACAUGGAGGAUGGAAUGGAAUAUAUAAAGCAGGAAAGUCCACAAAUUGGGAAGGAGGGAUUCGGGUUCCUGGAAUUCUGAGUUGGUUGGGCAAAAUUCCCGGUGGCAGAGAGGUAGAUGAGCCCACUAGCAACAUGGACCUGUUCCCUACUGUGGUUCAUCUGAGUGGAGCUGCGGUUCCCCAGGACAGGGAAAUUGAUGGUCAUGACCUCAUGGACUUGCUGCAGGGCAGAGCUGAAAGGUCCAACCAUGAAUUUCUGUUCCAUUACUGUAACGCCUACUUAAAUGCAGUGAGAUGGCAUCCCCAAAACAGUAGCUCAGUGUGGAAAGCCUUUUACUUCACCCCAGACUUCUACCCGGUGGACAAAGCAACCUGUUUCCACACACACGUCUGCUUUUGCACACCCAGUCAUGUGACCUACCACGAUCCUCCACUUCUCUUUGAUCUCUCGAAGGAUCCGUCGGAGACAAGGCCGCUGACCCCUGACACAGAACCAGCGUUCCACUCUAUUCUCGCUGCAAUGCAGCAGGCAGUGGAAGCCCACCAGAGGUCAGUGAGGCCUGUGGAGAGCCAGUUAAGUGCAGCGAACAUCAUGUGGAAGCCCUGGCUUCAGCCCUGCUGCUCCACCUUCACACAGCUCUGUCAGUGCCAACAGGACUAAUGAACGGGGGUCGGCGGACAGUCUCAGUAGAUAACUCCUUCAGACCAACCUACACAAACAAAACAGGAUCCAACUAAUAGCCAUGCAGGUAGAAUUUUACCUUCAGGAAUCUGUAGGAAGUCUGUAGUUCUGCUGAGGUGUUCAGAAAGACCAGGUGGCUUGUUUAAACUGGACAGAAAAUAAAGAAAAAUCAAAUCUUU